Molecule: messenger RNA, 1491 nt
Organism: Talaromyces stipitatus ATCC 10500
Lineage: Eukaryota; Fungi; Ascomycota; Eurotiomycetes; Eurotiales; Trichocomaceae
Product: COP9 subunit 3, putative
Exons: 5
Coding region: 1-1491 (496 amino acids)
Biological process (GO): ubiquitin-dependent protein catabolic process
Cellular component (GO): COP9 signalosome
Source: RefSeq, a predicted model, not a curated record
AUGGAUCAUGUCCUUCACCAACUCCGCUCUUUUCCUUCCCCAGCGGAUACAUCCCACGAAGCAUACGAAACACAUGCCCUCGAAUAUUACGUAUCUACGCGUAAACAUCUUCAACACAUUCUCGAUAGCCCUGAGAAAGCUCAGAAUGUGCUAGAACUUCUUGAUCCUUCGACACACUCCCUUGCUUAUCUCCUCGUCUUAAACUUCUACAUCAACCAGACCAAAUUAAGAGCCCGUAACAUGGAAACGGGCGAUUUACUACCUGGAAAUAUACUUUGGUCAAGGGCGCUUUCGUUGCUGAAAUCAUUCGACCCGAAUCAGAUCAGACGGGCAGCAAGGGAAUGGCGCAACGUACUUGAAUUUAUUUCGGGUGCAGCUGAAGCUGGGAACAAGGCGCUUCUUGCGAUUCGCCCUGUCAGAGAUGCCAUCAUUCGAAUGGAUCCAACAUGCGCCACCUUCACCGUUGCCCAUUUAUACCUAACUCGUCUGUGUCUGCUAGCUAAAGCAUACAAGGUUGCACGUCCAGUCAUCGAUCGAACGAUAUUUGCGAUACCAAGUUCAGCGGAUCGGCUCUUUAUACAGCAUUCACAGGGCGAGUCAGGAUUCCAUGGCUCCACCCGUCCAUAUCUGUUUGAACCACCCAUGAAACUCACAUAUGCGGAGCAUCUCCAGUACUUUAUCUACGGCGGAAUGAUUUACAUGGCACUGAAGGAAUGGAGCAAAGCUCGUCAUUUCCUAAGCAUUGUGAUAACAUGUCCUGUGGUGAAUGCUGUUAGUUUGAUCAUGGUUGAAGCCUACAAAAAAUGGGUAUUGGUGAACCUAAUCGAGAAUGGCACGACUGCAUCGGUUCCCAAGAUCACCUCGCCUCUUGCAAUGAAGACAUAUAAAGCACUUGCACGUCCUUAUGAUGCACUGGCAACUGCCUUCAUAUCAGGGAAGUGGGAAAGGUUAAAAGAUGAAGCGGAAGCGGGGCAAACGAUAUGGAGCGACGACAACAACAACGGUCUCGUACAACAAGUGCUUCUGAGUUUCCGCAAAAAAGCAGUGCGCGGCCUCGGUGCCACUUUUGCCUCAGUGACUACAACAGAUGUCUCGCAGCGAGCAUUAUCGAACAGCAUGGACGUGCGAGAAACCGAGCGGUAUAUUGUGGCCCUCGCAGUUAAAGAAGGCUUCCCUGCUUCUCUGAUACACCCGUCGAGAGACCCAAAUACGUCAAUGCUCCGAUUCUUGACAGAUCAUUCCGAAUCAAGCAUCGGCCUGGAAGUUUCUUUAGAGGAACAAUUGCGGUCACAGCAUCAAAAACUCGAACUUCUUAUUCAGAACAUACAAACCAGUGAUAGGAAACUGGAGCUGAGCAAGGAGUAUAUCAGCCAUCUGCGUAAAGCUCAAAAACGUAACGAUGCCGCUUCCAAGGGUACUGUUGGGUUCAGCGGGAGGAAGAGGGACCAGAACGUUGAUCUUGAUGAAGACAUGAUGGAUGAAUUGCAAUGA